Molecule: messenger RNA, 2057 nt
Organism: Marchantia polymorpha subsp. ruderalis
Lineage: Eukaryota; Viridiplantae; Streptophyta; Marchantiopsida; Marchantiales; Marchantiaceae
Source: the annotation of a GenBank genome assembly
CACCGGGAAAUCAAUUACAGGACAGUUAGCAUUCGACAAGCCUACUGCUAUCACCGCGUAGGCGCGGUCUCGAGCAAUGGCUCCGGCCGAGCUUGAAAGCGACUCCUAGGUUCCCCAUGAUUGAACUUGCAGCCGUCAACGAAGACUUGAGGAUCCACCGCGAUUGACCUCCACUUUCGAAGCCUUCAUAGAGUCGUAGACUGUCGGAAAGCUCGAGAUUCAGAUCUUCUGAGAUUCUUCGAAGCCUAGCUUUCUUACCAAUCCUCAUGAUGCAUUUCACAGCUUUUCCGCGGCCCGUUUGAUUUUGCGUUGGAGCACGUGGCAAUGGUUUGAUCUGAAUCCUGAGCAGCACAUUUCGUAUUACAUGGCCAUGUAGAGCGGCUGGGGUUGUCUGCUUCCACAGCCUUUGGAUUUAUCGAAGGGAACAACAAGUUAUCCGCCAUGGCUUCCUUGCGCUCAUCAGCAUUGGCAUCCGUAUUCCUAAAUCUGCUGGAGCUUUCGUUCGUUCUCGGACAACAGGGCAAGCCAACCAGCCUGUGCGCCGAGCUCAUAGUGCCGAAGGGCUAUCCCUGCGAUGAGAUCAUUGUGGAAACAGCUGAUGGUUUUCUCUUGGGUCUACAACACAUUCCUCAUGGAGUAGCUGCACCCAGUGGACCUGCUGGCCCUGCAGUAUUGCUGCUUCAUGGCCUCAGUGCGGCAGGGGACAAUUUUGUUGUGAACGAUCCAAAAGAAGACUUGGCUUUAAUCUUGGCUGACUCCGGAUUUGACGUCUACAUUGGAAGCAAUCGUAACACCCAGUGGAGCCAUGGCAGCUCCAAGUACAAGCCAGAGGAGAAGGCCUACUGGGACUGGAGUUUGGACGAGCUAUCAUCUUACGACGUGCCUGCUUUUGUGGACUAUGUGUAUAACAAAACGGGCGGCUCUAAGCUCUUCUAUGUGGCCCACUCUCAGGGUACCUUGACAUUGUAUGCCGGACUUAGCGGUGGAGGCCCUGCAGCAGAACAGAUGAAGGACAAGUUGAGAGGAGCAGUCUUUUUGGCUCCAUCAGCUUACGUAACUUACCUGAAUGCUGCAAUUCCAGCAAUAACUUUCGAUGUUUACGCGGAUCAGAUUCUUCCUAUUUUAGGCGUUGGCCCGGCGGACUUUAACCAAAUUCUUAACAUCGUGUGCAAAAUUAGCCCACCCGCCUGCUCAGACUUCUUUCUUGGAUACAUAGGAACGAACAGCUACAUCAAUGAUACUCGCAGGCCUACGUAUCUCAAAUACUUUCCACAGGCAACCUCAUCCUACAACAUUAACCAUUUUGGCCAGAUUAGAAGAUCUGGAAAAUUCCAGAAGUACGACAGAGGAGCUGCAGAGAAUUUGAAGGUUUACGGACAAAAAGAUCCACCACUCUAUGAUCUCUCCAAGUAUCCGUCCGAAAGCUUCCCACAACUGUUUUUCAUCGGAGGCAGAGACCAAGUAGCGAACCCUCGCGACGCUGCAAGACUUCUCAGCGAGCUCCCGAGCACUGGAGAUAGAGAAGUUGUUACUCUUCCAGAUUACGGUCAUGAGGACUUCGUCUUUGGCCAGAGAUCUUACAUAGACGUGUACCCAAAGAUUAUCUCUUUCUUUAGAAGCAAAUAGAUAGCCGAUUUGCUUCUAGAGAAAUUUAAUUUAACUUUCAUCAAAUAUGCAGUCUCUAAGAUAGAGGUAAAGAAUUUUCCCUCUGAGUUUUUUCUUAGUUGGAAAGCAUCAUGGUAUUUAAUGAGAGUCACAUUUUGCAAAGAAGCGAAGCUGGGAUAUUCGUCUGGGUAAAUUACGGGGAAGGUGAUUUAAUGAUCUAUGAUCUGAGUACCUAUGGGUCUGAUCUGAUCAGCUGAUCAGCAACUGUAUACGACAAUGCCAACGGUACACCGUAUUAAAUGUGUCCGUAUUUUCAAUGCCAGAAUUUUGCUUAUCAUUUUCGAUAGGUACAUGUUGAACGGGCUAGGUAGAAGCCAAUCCAACGAGAGGGUUGUGGAUCUAAUGAGUACUAUCAAUAAUUUCGUCUUUUGAAUGUACUUGUCGUACGAGAG